Messenger RNA from Closterium sp. Naga37s-1, 876 nucleotides. The record is from the annotation of a GenBank genome assembly. Lineage: Eukaryota; Viridiplantae; Streptophyta; Zygnematophyceae; Desmidiales; Closteriaceae.
AUGGCGCUGAGAGGGCAUUGCUCGCCGCAGUGCCCUCUCGCUCCACCUUCCUCGUCGCACUCUCUGUUCCCCACCGCCGCACUGCAUGUGUGUGCGCGCGCGCCCUCCAGUGCCCUAUGGGCAGCCUUCUCUCCGCCUCGUCUCGUCUCGCUUCACCCUCACCAACUGCCGUGUCCCCGCCGCCUCGCCGUCGCACCCACACUGCCUAUUCGUCCGCCUAGCGCCGCGCCCUUUCUCCGACUGCUAAGUGUCCCCGCGCGCCCCACCACGGGGACCUUUCGUGCACCCCGCGCGUCCGCGUCGGACCCGCGCGGCAGGGUGCCUGCGGAGUGGGCGGACGGGCCCGGCGCAGCGGGCACGACGCUGUACGACGUGCUGGGGCUGGCGCGGCGCGACGCGUCCAUGCACGACAUCAAGGUGGCGUACCGACGCGAGGCGCGGCGCUACCACCCGGACAGUCGCGCGGCGGGGCUGAGCGAGGCGGAGAGCACGCGGCGGUUCAUCGCCGUGCAGCGCGCGUACGACGUGCUGUCGCACCCGCAGCAGCGCGCGCAGUACGACUGGGAGCUGCUGCACCCGCUGGUGGCGCGCGCACGGCAUGGGGGCAGCAGGCGGAACGGGGAGAUGGGCAUGGGGGCGGAGAGACGGUGGCGACACGGGAUGCGGCGGCCGUGGAUGGGGCAGGCGAUGUGGGACAGCGUGGAGGAGCAGCUGGAGGUGAAGGCGGCAUGGCGGCAGCAGUGGCACGCGCAGCUGGCAGGGCUCAGGCACUCCCGCACACAGUGCUGGCAGGCGGGCAAUGAGGGGGGCGAGUCUUGGGGUGCAGCAAGGAGGCGAGAGCAGCAGGUGGAGGUCGGGGAGAUGCCCAACAGCUGA